Messenger RNA from Salvia splendens (bonfire salvia), 1125 nucleotides. Its product is annotated as protein PYRICULARIA ORYZAE RESISTANCE 21. Gene Ontology annotation, molecular function: metal ion binding. The record is from RefSeq and is a predicted model, not a curated record. The coding region runs from base 184 to 912 and encodes 242 amino acids. The transcript has 3 exons. Lineage: Eukaryota; Viridiplantae; Streptophyta; Magnoliopsida; Lamiales; Lamiaceae.
CAGAGUAAAGAGUCAGCAAUAUAGAGAGUCCCACUUUUCUUUUUCUCUCUCUCUCUCCUACUAAUUUUAAUUGAUCAACUGCAUCUUCACUUUUCACCCUUCACACAUUCACUGCCCUCUUUCUUUUCGAAGGCAGCCCCUCUCUCCUCUCUCUCUUGAAGUUUCAUAGCUCAAACCACAGUCAUGGCAACUGAGAAGGUAACUCUAAUGGUGCUACAGGCUGAUCUCCAAUGUCCAUGCUGCUACAAGAAGAUCAGAAAAACUCUUUGUAAAUUCCCCCAAAUUAGGGACCAAGUGUAUGAUGAAAAGAAGAACGAAGUGAAAAUCACGGUGGUUUGCUGUAGCCCUGAAAGGAUCCGUGACAAAUUAUGUUGCAAGGGUGGAAAAUCCAUCAAAAGCAUCAAGAUUAUAGACCUCAAGCCCAAAGAAACACCCAAGGAGCCCGAGAAGCCUAAGGAAAAGCCCAAGGAGGCCGAAAAGCCUAAGGAAAAGCCCAAGGAGGCCGAAAAACCUAAAGCCGAGAAGCCCAAGGGCAAUCCGGAAAAGCCUAAGGACAUUCCCAAAGGGCCCGAAAAGCCGAAAGCCGACGGCGGAGCCCCGCCUCCCGGAAAGCCCGAACUGGUUAAAUUGCCGCCGGCAGCUAUGCAGAUGAUGGGGCCCGGCCCGGCCGUAGUCCACGGUGUUCCGUCGAUUUUUCCCUAUGUCAGGCCAAGCCAGGACGCUUUUCCGGCCGGCCCGUAUUACCACGGGUAUGGGUUCCCACCACCGCCGCAGCUCAUUUACGAUGGAUACGGGUACGGGUAUGGGUAUGGGUAUAAUGGUGGAGUAGUAGCUCAGCAUCAACAUGGGCAUCAUGUGAAAAGAGAUAACUACUUUAGUGAUGAAAACCCUCAAACUUGCACUAUCAUGUAAUGGUGUAAUUAAUGCCAUUCUAGUCUUGUUUUUAAUCAUAUUGAUAAAAGUAUAGUGAAAUUAAAUAAAGUUUAUAGAAAGAAAAAUAAGAUUACUGUAGUUGUCGGUGGGCAAUCUCUGGUUGUAAAAGUUGAUGCUAUAAUGUCUUUUUCUCUGCUUUUCCUUUUUUGUAUUAAUAAAAAGUUGUCAUUAGUCAUUGAUGACCUUUAGUCA